Suillus bovinus is the source of this 1071-nucleotide messenger RNA. RefSeq lists its product as uncharacterized. The record is from RefSeq and is a predicted model, not a curated record. The coding region runs from base 1 to 1071 and encodes 356 amino acids. Lineage: Eukaryota; Fungi; Basidiomycota; Agaricomycetes; Boletales; Suillaceae. The transcript is spliced from 5 exons.
AUGACAACAAUUCCACCGGACUGGGCAUUAUACCAGACCUACCUUGCCGGUGAAUUGGUUUAUGACACCUUCGUGUCAAAAAUUCAUCAACAACCGGUAAACCGAAUGAGUGUUGGAUUGUUGGAUAUCAACACCUGUAUUGCUUUGGAGCAGCUUGCCAAUGUCUUGGCCAUGGCUUACUGCAAUCCUGUUCAUCUUAAAAUUGACAUGGUUAGAUACAAUGAAUCCCUGGACAAACAUGAAUCCGGUCAAAACGAAAAACGAGAGCAGACUCUUUUGGACAAGUUCCCUCCUCAAGAAGAGCUUGUCUUGACAACUCCAAGUGUCAUCAUUGAUUCCAGAGGAAGAAUCAUCGUCUGGUAUUUGCCUGAAGCAAUGACCGGUAUGAUAAUACCGAUAUGCAUUGUGCAACAAAUUCCAUGGAUCACCCCUGGUUGCAUCAAUAUAUCACCAGCAUGGUUUCAGCAAGGAAGAGAGAAACAUGGUUUCCCAAAUCUCAAUCCGGGAGAUGGCUUCUCACCUGAAGUAUCAGCCUCGUUGAAGGGUGAUGUUGGUAGCAAUAUCACCACCUCCCUUCAAAGAUCCAGUAUCCUUGUCUCUGCUGCACUUCGGGUCAUGCACCCAGAUCUUUAUCAGGCUGGAAUCAAAACCCAAGUCAGGCUGGGCAAAUGGGCAACCUGGUAUCAGUUACAUGACAUGUGCCAUCAUCUAAAAUGUUGGACUUCAGUGCUCAAUGUGGUGUCAGUCAUUUGCAACCGCUGGUCCCCACCUCAUAGAGAUCCGAAAUGUCGACCUGAGGCAUUUGAUAUCAUGACAACUGCAGGUAUUUAUCGCCCGGUGAUAAUGGAUUUCAUGAAUCUUGGAGUCAAGUUUCUAUAUGACUCCGGGUUGAUGUUGGCUUCAUCAUGUCACCUGGUGAGACAUCACAUGCAUGUGGAAGAGGGAAGCUGGAUUGUCACUGCAUGGUACAUGCGAGAUAGUAUCCACAAUUUUGUCGGAACUCCAAGGACAGACUAUGCAAAAAAUGGCAAUGUGAAAUGCAGUGACCCGGUUGCAAAAAAUGUUGUUUAG